Anneissia japonica is the source of this 503-nucleotide messenger RNA. Its product is annotated as C-type lectin domain family 10 member A-like. Bases 87 to 503 code for a protein of 138 amino acids. The transcript has 4 exons. NCBI's taxonomy places the organism in Eukaryota, Metazoa, Echinodermata, Crinoidea, Comatulida, Comatulidae. The record is from RefSeq and is a predicted model, not a curated record.
GAUCCACCCCCAACAAUUUGAAGAAAGCAUUCUCUAAUUUCCUGUAUUUUGCUUAACUUCUAAAUAAUUACAGAUAAAGAAUCAAUAUGAUGCUUACUGUAUUCGUAUUGUUUGUUGCUUUGAAAUUAAUUUCAUGCGCCUGUCCCGAAUCAUGGCACCGAUUUGAAGAUAAUUGCUAUCAUUUCAAGUAUGAUAUUGAAGGAGCGAGCUGGGACGAAGCCCGACGAUACUGCAAAUACCAAGGGGCAGAUAUUCCAGUUAUUAGCUCAGUUAGAGAAAACAUCCAUGUUUUCAAUUACAUGUCAUCGUUUGCAAGAGCACAGCACCCAACGGAUAUUUUGCCAUCCGCAUGGCUUGGGUACCAAAAUACAGGUGACGGUUGGAAAUGGAUUGAAGCCGCAGAAACAAGCAUUUUCGAAAAGUUCCAGUAUAAAAUAAACGAUCCAGCGGAUGACGAACCUAGCACAAUUUGGUUCUUUGAGGAAAAAGUGGUCUCGAAUUAG